GGCCUUUCGCGGCGGCGUCGCCGUGUUCGCCGCUGUGGCCGCGGUGUUCACCCUCACGCUGCCCCCCUCGGUGCCGGGGGGCGACUCGGGGGAACUGAUCACAGCCGCACAUGAGCUUGGAGUUGCCCAUCCUCCUGGCUAUCCUUUGUUCACUCUGGUGGCUAAACUGGCAAUUAUACUGUUUCCUUUUGGUUCAGUUGCCUACCGAGUCAAUCUUCUGUGUGGCUUAUUCGGAGCAGUAGCUGCAUCACUCCUUUUUUUCACCGUUUUCAGGCUUUCUGGCUCAUGUGCUGGAGGAAUCCUUGCUGCGGGGGUGUUUUCAUUUUCUCGUCUAACAUGGCAGUGGUCCAUUGCAGCAGAGGUUUUUAGCUUAAACAAUCUGUUUGUGGGGCUGCUUAUGGCUCUUACUGUACAUUUUGAGGAGGCAGCAACUGCACAAGAAAGAUCAAAGGUAUCUAAAAUUGGUGCUUUCUGCUGUGGCCUUAGCUUAUGUAAUCAGCACACAAUAGUGCUCUAUGUUUUGUGCAUAGUACCAUGGAUUCUCUUUCAACUUUUAAAAGAAAAGGAACUCUCCCUGGGCGCCCUGUGGAAGCUGGGUCUGUACUUCUCCGCUGGUCUGCUGCCCUACGCCUACCUCCCUGUCUCAUCCUACCUCAACCAAGCCCGCUGGACCUGGGGAGACCAGACAACGCUGCUAGGAUUUUUGACGCAUUUUCUCAGGGAAGAAUAUGGAACAUUCAGUCUGGCUAAAUCUGAAGUAGGAUCCAGUAUGUCUGAAAUACUGCUUUCUCAAAUGACAAAUAUGAGGACCGAACUCUCCUUCAACAUUCAAGCCCUUGCAGUUUGGGCAAAUGUAUGUUUAGCAAGAAACAUUUGUGACCAGAGUACCAACUAUGUGAUCGAUAAGUUUGCAAAGAACCUUCUAGCCUCUGUGCCGCAUGAUGCAAUUAUCUUACUCAGAGGAGAUUUGCCAGGGAAUUCUCUCCGUUACAUGCAUUAUUGCGAGGGACUGAGGCCAGAUAUUUCAUUAGUGGAUCAGGAAAUGAUGACUUAUGAGUGGUAUUUACCCAAGAUGGCAAAGCAUUUACCAGGUGUCAAGUUUCCUGGGAACCGGUGGAAUCCUGUGGAAGGAAUAUUACCUAGUGGAAUGGUCACGUUUAAUCUUUAUCAUUUUCUUGAAAUAAACAAGCAAAAAGAAACAUUUGUUUGCAUAGGAAUUCAUGAAGGUGACCCAACCUGGAAAAAGAACUAUUCGCUUUGGCCAUGGGGUUCUUGUGACAAAUUAGUUUCUUCGGAGAUUGUAUUCAACCCUGAAGAAUGGAUUAAACUCACGAGGAAUAUGUAUAACUGGACUGAAGAAUAUGGAAGGUUUGAUCCAUCUUCUUGGGAAUCUGUGGCCAAUGAAGAGAUGUGGCAAGCAAGGAUGAAAACGCCGUUCUUCAUCUUUAACCUGGCGGAGACUGCGAGUUUGCCUUCCAGUGUCAAAGCCCAACUCUACACUCACGCGUACAGUCUUUAUAAGGAGAUUGUCUAUUUACAAAAGGAACACCCAGCGAACUGGCACAAGAACUACGCCAUCGCCUGUGAGCGUGUGCUGCGCCUUCGGGAAGGAGGUGCAGACCCUGAGGUCUUGUUGUCUGAAACCAUCAGACAUUUCCGUCUCUACACUCAGAAGGCACGGAAUGACCCACAGCUAGCCGAUAUUUCAGUUGCUCUAAAGCACCUAAGAAAAGAACUGCAAAGCCUGAGAAAUAGGAGAAAUGUCUGAGACAGCAAACUGAGAAAAACCUGCUCGGCAUUCGGCUUCCAAAAUUCCAAAGUCCAAAAGUUUUCCUCCAAGAAAAGAAACAGCAUAAAAAAGGAAGACUUAAGUCACCUCCCAGACAGAAGUGACACGGUGCCGCAGUGCUGUUUCAUGGGGCUUUAGCGACUGAGAUGUGCUAUUUAUGCAAAGUCUGUUUAUCCCAUGUUACUGAAUUAGCAUUUCAGCGAGAAUAUUUUGAAAAAUCUUCCUACUUCCACAGUAUUUCGUCAAAUGACUUGCUUGAUUAGAUAGAUUCUAGAAGAGAAUGAACUAUUUUCAUAUACUUAAAAUAUCAACCAUGAAUCUUAAGGGCCCUGCUUCUUGGGACUGGGAUUAAAAUUGAAUUCUUGAAACAUUAAUACAAGACCAAAAACAGUCUCUGUUUCCCAGAAGUGAAAUCUUUUUUUUUUCUUAAGAAUGAAUCUUGUUACACUUCAAGUUUUUUUUUUUUUUGAGUUUAUGUGGUUGUUACAUAAUCUCAGACUUCAAACUAAAUACCAACUGGGUGAUAUUUUGAAAAAAGUUGGGGAUUUAUUGUCUUAGAUCAUUCUCUGAAAUCACUAAAAAAUUAAGCUAAUUGUUUGCUUUUUUUUUUCAGUUCCUUAAACUGAUCGGCAAGAUUUUUUUCUCUCCUUAAUUAAUUUUAUAUUCAUGUUUUACUUCUGUUUGGGCUCAUAAAUCUGGGCCCAAUAAUUAGUAGGCUCCUGCUGCCAAAAUGCCAAAAAAAGGGGGGGGGGCGGGGAUUGGGGAGGGAUGUGGGGAAGUACAAUAAAUUCAUUUCUGUUACAAGCAUCUUUUAUACAUAUUACUAAAGAGAACAUAGUAAGAAAUGCAAAUAAUAGUUCUUUAUUUUAUUAUGACAGUUAAUUAAUAGCAACCUGUUUUAAUGAAUAAAGUCACUCAGAGUCCUUCAGCACUUCCUAAGUAGAGGCCCGAAUCUGUGGGGAUUCUUUUCCCCCCAAUUGUAUAGCUCCUAGACUCCAAGCACUAUAUAGGCCCCUGUAUAGAAAUGCUCACUAAUGAAGAGGGAGGGCUAGAAGCUUGUCUGCAUUCAAAGAUCACUGGUGAGUCAUUCAGCAAGAAAAGGCCCCUUACCAGGAAUAGUCACAGUUCCGUGGCAUUGUACUAGCGAAAGGGUCUGAUCAAAGGUCUCCUGUGGAGCUUGCAUGGUUCCCUUUCAUACGACGACCAUAAUUAAAACCACUAAUUCUCUUUUAAAAUGCUGCAGGAUGCCAUGUAGGCAUCUGUCUGGAGUGUCCUUUGUGAUGUCAUAAGCUGUUAAGGACCAGUGCCGAGGGCUUUUGAGUGAAAUGCCAGUCAUGAAGGUGCUUCAAGACAAGGGUGCCUCUAAAAGCUUGACAGGGCCUUGACUGCACAAUUCGAGCUGAAUUUGCCCCUUGUCAGCUGCCAGUAAAUAAAUCUCAAAGGGGGAAAAGCUGAAGUUUCAUUACCUGAUCCAUGGGGCUUUGUUGGUUUUGGCAUCACACAGGGGAAGCUCUUGCCCCUCCAUUCUCCGGAUUUGAAGAUGUCCAUUGGAGCCUGCAGUGCCUGGACAGGGUUCAGAGCGGAACCUUUUGAAGAGUGUCAAUAGUUGUAACAGUUCAGCUGUUAGGAAGACAAAUAAAUGGAGGAGCUCAUUAAUCCGCUUUUGGCUCUCAGUGCCUUUUGCCCUUUUAUCACAGCCUUAUUAGGCUCCUACUCAUCUUGAACCAGAAAAAAAUGAAUUGAAGUUGUUGAGUACUAAUUGGCAAAGACUUUUAAUCAUGGGCCAAGAACUUUCACUGACUUGAAAGUAACUUCUCCACAGGGAAGAACUGAAAACCUGGUUUACUUUAAAACAAAAACCUGUUGGAGUUCAGUGUGGUGUAAAAAUUUAAGGAAGCAUUGAUAAAUUGUCUAAGUUGAUCUAGUUGAAGGAAGUAUGUAAGAUUAUGAUUUCCACUUUUCUUUUUUAAGAAGUACAAUAAAAUUCAAAUACACGUUCCCUGGAAA
Molecule: messenger RNA, 3796 nt
Organism: Vicugna pacos (alpaca)
Lineage: Eukaryota; Metazoa; Chordata; Mammalia; Artiodactyla; Camelidae
Source: RefSeq, a predicted model, not a curated record